AUGGCGGCCCCUGUGCUGCGAGACAUCCCUCUGCUCCCUGGAUCUCCGCGUCGGCUGAGUUCUCGGACAUUGGCCAGAGGAAGCCAGGGCCCCAAGCACGAGCAGCAAUACCUCAAAGUGCCAGGUCCCCGGGCCCCAGGUCAGAGGGACAGUUCUAGCCAGGUCUCCAGGAGAGAGUGUUCCCGGGACAGUUCUGUCAUCAAUAACUACCUGGAUGCCAAUGAACCUGCAUCCUCAGAAGCUCGUCUGAGCCGCAUGCACUUCCAUGACAACCAGAGGAAAGUCGAUUAUGUGCUUGCGUACCACUACCGGAAACGAGGAGCACACCUGGGUCAUGGCUCCCCUGGACACUCGCUGGCUGUUGUCUCCAAUGGGGAGACGGGCAAGGAGCGCCAUGGUGGGGGCCCUGGCGAUAUUGAACUUGGGCCACUGGACGCUCUGGAAGAGGAAAGGAGGGAGCAGCGAGAUGAAUUUGAACACAACCUGAUGGCAGCUGGGCUGGAGCUGGAGAAAGACUUGGAGAGCAAAAGCCAGGGAUCUGUCUUUGUCCGGAUCCACGCCCCAUGGCAGGUGCUGGCCAGGGAAGCAGAAUUCUUGAAGAUCAAAGUCCCCACCAAGAAAAUGUACGAGAUCAAAGCCGGAGGCAGCAUCGCAAAGAAGUUCAGUGCCAUUCUGCAGACGCUCAGCUCACCCCUGCAGCCCAGAGUUCCUGAACACAGCAACAACAGGAUGAAAAACCUCUCCUAUCCAUUCUCCAGGGAAAAAAUGUACCUAUACAACAUCCAGGAAAAAGACACCUUCUUUGACAAUGCUACCCGGAGCCGCAUCGUGCAUGAGAUUCUGAAGCGCACAGCCUGCUCCCGAGCCAACAACACGAUGGGCAUUAACUCUCUGAUAGCAAACAAUAUCUACGAGGCUGCCUACCCUCUGCAUGACGGUGAAUAUGACAGUCCAGGAGAUGACAUGAAUGACAGAAAGCUGCUGUAUCAGGAAUGGGCACGCUAUGGAGUGUUUUACAAAUUUCAACCCAUUGACCUCAUCCGGAAGUAUUUUGGAGAGAAAAUUGGGCUGUAUUUUGCAUGGCUGGGGUUGUACACAGCAUUCCUCAUCCCAUCAUCUGUCAUUGGGGUGAUCGUGUUUCUGUAUGGAUGUGCGACAAUUGAGGAAGACAUCCCCAGCAAAGAGAUGUGUGACCACCAGAAUGCCUUCACCAUGUGUCCCCUGUGUGACAAGUCCUGUGACUAUUGGAACCUCAGCUCAGCCUGUGGGACUGCACGAGCCAGCCAUCUGUUUGACAAUCCAGCCACUGUCUUCUUCUCCAUCUUCAUGGCUCUGUGGGCUACCAUGUUUCUGGAAAAUUGGAAGAGGCUCCAGAUGCGGCUGGGCUACUUCUGGGACCUGACUGGGAUAGAAGAGGAAGAAGAACACUCCCGGCCAGAGUAUGAAACGAAAGUACGAGAGAAACUGUUAAAGGAGAGCGGCAAGUCAGUGGUUCAGAAACUGGAUUCCAACUCACCGGAGGAUGAUGAGCCAGAGUCCCUGGGGGAACAGCCUUCACGGUAA
Molecule: messenger RNA, 1563 nt
Organism: Acomys russatus (golden spiny mouse)
Lineage: Eukaryota; Metazoa; Chordata; Mammalia; Rodentia; Muridae
Product: anoctamin-2
Exons: 15
Coding region: 1-1563 (520 amino acids)
Biological process (GO): chloride transmembrane transport
Cellular component (GO): plasma membrane
Molecular function (GO): protein dimerization activity; chloride channel activity
Source: RefSeq, a predicted model, not a curated record